GUCUCGGGAUUGGGACGGCCACACGGACGAGGCCCUGGGAGGGGCAGCGUGUGCCUCCCCCCCCCCACCAUCAUUCCACAAACUUCAUUUACUGCCCAUGGAGACAGGCCCAGGGCAGGUCCCCCUGGACCACAUGGUCCCCCAGGACCCCCAGGAACACCCGGAUCCCAGGUGGGCCCAUCAGUUCCAGACAGCGAAGAGCCUGCGCAAAGGCCCUGAGGCAGGGAAGAGGCCGGUGCUGAGCAAAGGACAGUGUGGGAGGGACAAGGUGGCACGGGCAGGCGUCACCUGCGGGGCCCAGGCGUGGGCUGUCAUCACGGGUGAGCCUAGAGUGAAGGGAGAGGACGGGGAGAAGGCCGCCGCCUCUGCAGAGGGCGAGGGGGUGCAGCAGCUGCGGGAGGCCCUGAAGAUCCUGGCCGAGAGGGUCCUCAUUCUGGAGCACAUGAUUGGGAUCCACGAUCCCCUGGCUUCCCCUGAGGGGGGCUCCAGCCAGGAUGCCGCCCUGAGAGCCAGCCUCAAGAUGAAGCGCGGUGGCCCUCAUGCUGAUGGCGCCCUUGCUGCCCUGCUUGGUCCCAACCCUGGGCAGAAGAACGCUGAUGGGGCCAGCGACAGGAAGUAAGAGCCCAGGUCUCCAGGACAAGCCCCCCCCUGACCAGAGACCCAGCCCCUGAGGCCUGAAGACGCCCUGAGUGGGGCUGGGCUCCAGGCAUGGACGGUUGUGAGGGACACUGGCUCCCGGGGCCUGGGGGUCUGGGGAACAGAUGGCACCUCCAGGGACAAGGUCCAGGGGGAACCAGCACCCGCUGCAGAGCCCUUCCCUUGCCCCUCCCUCCCCACCCUCACUUCCCGCUGGAGACGGGGUCUGGGUGGGCUGGGCAGUGGGCGUGAGAAUAACCAUAAUACUCAUCGUGUAUGGAGUCCCUGCUAUGUCUGGGCCUGUCCAAGGAGCUUUCCUUACAUUGUCUCAUUUAACCCUUAGGAGGUAGGAUUAUUAUCCCCACUUUACACGGAGGACUGAGGCUCGGGGGGUAUAAAUAACCCCCAAAGCCACCAGAUCGUGGCUGGCUGGGGCAGGACUUGAACCCAGGCCUCUCGGUUCCUGAAGCCACGGUCUCUCAACCCUGCCAGCUUCUCUUCAUGAGGAAACUCAGACAGGGAGGGCGCAGGGCAGGGAUGACUCCCAAGGUGGCAGGGCCAAAGCGAGACUGGACAGCCAGCCAGGAAGGACAGGCUGCAUGGCACAUCCCAGACUGCAGGGCCCUGGGCCUCCUUCCUCAACCCCUUCACCAGGGUUUGGGGUCUGCUUCACGGGCUGGGGGCAGCCUGGCCUAUAGCUGCUCCCAGAGGCUGGGGAGACCAUGAAUAAACCACUGACAGCCACACGGACUUGGGGACCAUGUAAGAGGAGCGUUGGGGGUUCCAGGGCCCCCAAACCAGAUUGGCAUCACCCGCCCCUGCCUCCCAGGUGCUGAUCCCACCUGCCCCCACCCCCAAGCCAGAAGGAGGGAGCAUUUAAUGGAAAUGUCUUGCAGCCCCUGUCCCUCCCGGUCUCUCUGGGAGAUCUGCAGGGUCUGCCCCUUCUGCGUGACAUGGCAAGCCCAAUGUCCCCUUGUCAAACUGCAGAGAGGUAAGCGGCUAGAGUCCCAGGCCUGUUGGGGAGAGAUGCUCCUGCCCCUCUGGGCUGGGGCCUGGCAGGCUCCACAGCCGACGUGGGGUCCCCAGAGGCCCAGAGCAGCUCAGACCGCAGCCCUCAAGUUCUCUCUGGCCUGGGCUCCUGUGACAAGCCUGGCCCUGCUGCUCCUCUCUCACUGGGUCAGGACCUGAGACUCACCCAUGGCAGCAAACUCAGAGAAUCGAAUCAAAGGUGCUGGCACCACUUGGGCACAAGUCUCUCCUCCUCGCAGGAGCAGCCGUCCCUGGUGCUCUCGGUGCUUGUAUGAAGCUGUGGCUGGUCCCACAAGGCCCUGGUAGCCCCUCCCCGCCCUCGGCCACUCUCUAUCUUCAUGGAGGGGUGGUCAGAGGUGGCGGGAAGCCUGACCGGCACCACCAGCCUGUAACGUCAUUGCUGUAUGUGACAAUAAAGGAGCUUCCCCACCGUG
Molecule: messenger RNA, 2099 nt
Organism: Galeopterus variegatus (Sunda flying lemur)
Lineage: Eukaryota; Metazoa; Chordata; Mammalia; Dermoptera; Cynocephalidae
Product: collagen alpha-1(XXVI) chain-like
Exons: 6
Source: RefSeq, a predicted model, not a curated record